AUGCACGCUGCUGCUGCGCUUGCUCUCAUCGGCUCGCUCGCCGGAGUCGCCCAGGCGUUCGAGAUCACCUUCCCCAACAGCAACGGCGGCUACUGGGUCACCAACUACACCAACACUCUGAACUGGAAGGCCAACUCGAGCGACGCGACCUUCUUCUCGGUGCAGCUGCUCAACUCGAACAGCAGCCAGCUCAACGGCAACUUCCAGAUUGGAAACGCCCUGGUCACCGAGAAUGGCACGGCGCAGAUCUUUAUCGACCGCAUCCCGAGCGGCACCUACUCGCUCCUGUUUGUCAACAGCAGCAACUACGAGCUCGACAGGCCCCAGGUGUAUUACGCUUCGAGCUCGUUCGAGGUGAAGCCGAACGGUACGCAGCCUGCCGAGGUGACGGCCAACACGAAUGCGGACCCCAACAGCUCGGCCACCAUGGCCGCCACGGGCUCGGCCACCGCCACGCUCGCCAGCACCAGCAGCACCGGCACUUCGCGCCCCAGUGGCGGCGCCAGCAACAGCGCCAGCACCAUGCGUGCCGCAGCUUUCGUCGGCACCGCCGCUUCCGUCGUGCUGGCCAUGCCGGCUGCUACACUAUCGCACUCGCGCAGUGCACGUAUCCCGCUCGCCUCCCGACACGACGUCACCAACACCGGCAUCGACGAGGACGAAUGGGGGCCUCUGUCCGUGCCGCCUUCGAGUCAGGCUGCUGUGCCAUGGGACGACCAAGUCGUCCCUGCCUUGCGGCGCAAGCUGGAGCAGCAGUCGCGCGACUUAUCCAAGCGCAUUAGCCGGAUCGAAGAGAGCGAUGUCGGCUGGGCACGUCCUCGCGAGUCCACUGAUCGUCGGGACGCCCGUGCCUCGCGCGAGAUCGUCCACACGCACCGCGAGUCGUCCAUCGACCAGUACCACAACCGCUUCGCUACAGUACGCCCCGCCCGAUCCCGCGCAGAUGUGGCCGCAUCCAGCUUUCCGUUCGACUCCCCCGCACCACGAUCCAGUGGCUCGAGCGAUGCAACGCAGCGAGCGCGGGACAAAGCGCGACAGAUUGCUGCACGCCAACACGCCGCACGGCUCAGCCAAGCCUCGACCGACUCACCGCAGCCGGGAAGCAUUGAGCCGAUUCCACAGGUCGACCGCACAUCGUUCGAACGCAGACGCAUACGCACACACUCCACACCCAUGCGGCCCAGCAUCGACACCCCGCCACCCGUUCCCUCUUCACCCCCCGCGCUGGGGCACCAGCGAACAACAUCGCUAUCCCGACGCAAAGCAGCCGCCCUCGACCCCAAGCUGAUCGAAGAAUUCGGGCCACUCGGCAGUUCUUCCCCCAACGCACGGCGCGCCCAGCUCGAUGAUGCCUCGCCCAUGCGCCGCACGCAGCCGGACGCAUUCAAGUCGCUAUCGGAUGCAUCCCUAACACCCGAUCGUAUACGCGGGAUGAGGGAAGCCUCAGCCCCACCCGCUUUCGGCCGCACAGACGAGUUCGGCGCCCUCGGUGCAGUCGGUGCAGGUGCAUCGCCCAGCAGGAGCGUCAACUGGGAGGACCAGAUCAUCCCCACCGUCGCACGCAAGCUCCAGCAACAGCACCUCCUCGCCGGUAAUAGUACAAGCACGCACGAGGCGCUCAUCGAUACCUGGGACCGCAACGGCCUCCCGCUCAGCCAGACCGACUUUGCUGCACAGCAGCGUGCUGCUAGGCUCGAGGCCGAAGAGCGCCAUGCCCAAGUACACCACGAGCCCACAGUCAAGGUGGAGCCAGAGCGAACCGAGAGCGAGGUGAGCGAGGCGCCAAAGAUGGACAGGGCUAGGUCGAGCAACAGCCAGCGCAGUGCACAGCAGCGUCUCACGCAGCAGCAGGAACAAGUGCCCUUGCAAGAAAUCGCACCGCCGAAUAGGCAGCAGACAUAUGCAGCGCAGCCAGUUCACCAAGUCCCGGCCGCCACAGCGCCACCGGCAAAGCGCACAGACACGCACGGCAAGUCCGGCUGCUGCUGCAUCGUCAUGUAA
Messenger RNA from Moesziomyces antarcticus, 2001 nucleotides. RefSeq lists its product as uncharacterized. NCBI's taxonomy places the organism in Eukaryota, Fungi, Basidiomycota, Ustilaginomycetes, Ustilaginales, Ustilaginaceae. Bases 1 to 2001 code for a protein of 666 amino acids. The record is from RefSeq and is a predicted model, not a curated record. The transcript has 6 exons.